Molecule: messenger RNA, 1147 nt
Organism: Hydra vulgaris (swiftwater hydra)
Lineage: Eukaryota; Metazoa; Cnidaria; Hydrozoa; Anthoathecata; Hydridae
Product: ORM1-like protein 2
Biological process (GO): ceramide metabolic process; intracellular sphingolipid homeostasis; sphingolipid biosynthetic process
Cellular component (GO): endoplasmic reticulum membrane
Source: RefSeq, a predicted model, not a curated record
AAUAUUAAUUUUGUUCAGUUUAAUUAAUGUUUUUGUUGUGAUUUUUAGUGACUUAUAAAAUGUCACAUCUAGUAAAUGAGAGAACGAGAGCACAUAGUACAAUUGAUAAUGCAAAUGAAAAUUGGCUUGAUAUGAAAGGAGCUUGGAUAUCUUAUGCCUUGGUUGUCACAUUUUUUCACCUUGUUUUACUGAGCAUGCCAUUUUUUGACACAGCGACAGUUUGGACAUUGACAAAUGUAUUUCACAACUUGGCAAAUUAUUUAAUGCUUCAUCACCUAAAAGGUGCUCCAUUUGAAACCUAUGAUCAAGGUCAAUCGAGGAGGCUAACACACUGGGAACAAAUUGAUAAAGGUGAAAUGUUCACUGCAACUCGGAAGUUUCUAACACUUGCCCCCAUCAUUGUAUUUGUUCUGGCGAGCCACUACUCAAAGUAUGACUAUACACAUUUUGUCAUAAACUUUCUGGCGUUAUCUUUGGCCCUCAUUCCGAAAUUUCCUGAAUUUUACAAGUUUCGAUUGUUUGGUAUCAAUAAAUAUUAGCAAAUUAUUUUUGUGCAAUUUUUAGCAUAAUUUUUGUUAUAGUUUACUAUUUAGUAUAAAUUCAAUAGAGCAGGAUAUUUUUCAGUAUCUAUAAAAAGCAAUCAUAAAAUCUCAAAUUUCUUUAUUUAAAAAUGUAUGAAUAUUUUUGAAAAAAUUUCAUUUUACUUUUAAUUAUGAACAUUUUCUUUUAACGAUUCUUUGUUAGUUUUAUGAGCAAUUGACGCAAAUUGUGCGCUUAUAUAUGAACUUGCCUUUCUUGUCAUUCCAUUUUUGUAUUUAUUUUUUGCGUGGGAUUGUUUUUAAAUCCAUACUUUUAUUUUGAAAGUCUUCCUUUUCUUUGUUUUCCACAUAGUAGGGGUUUAAUAGAAUGAAAUGAAGUAGUUUUUUUAUUGCAUGACGUAUAAGCAUUGAAAUCUAAGGCAGACAUGCAGUGGAUAAAAUAAAAUAAUCAUAAUUAUGCUGCGGGACGGCAUAAUUUAAAAUAAUUUAUGUAAUCACUUUACUUGUCUUUCUUAAUUCGAUGUUUUUAUUCAUGCUUGGAUACUAAUUUAUAUUUCUGUAUUUGUAUAUGUUAAAAGUGACAAAUAGAAAAUUUAUCGUCGAUUUUA